Molecule: messenger RNA, 2407 nt
Organism: Pelmatolapia mariae (spotted tilapia)
Lineage: Eukaryota; Metazoa; Chordata; Actinopteri; Cichliformes; Cichlidae
Gene: nptx1l
Product: neuronal pentraxin 1 like
Exons: 5
Coding region: 116-1414 (432 amino acids)
Source: RefSeq, a predicted model, not a curated record
UUGCAGAGACGGAGUACAACAACAAGGGGGACACUGACGAAAGUCACUGCGGCUCAUAAAGCACAGAAUUAAAGACGUUAAUAAAUAAAAAGUGAAGCCCGGCACAGACGGCGACAUGCGGGCCGCACAGAGAGGAAUCUGCUGGAAACUUUUUCUAUUUUCCUGCGUCUUCUUGGAGAGCUCGUCUCAAGACUUUGGCGGACAGACGCAGUUCAUUUGCACGUCCGUACCCAAGGAUAUGGACAUAUGCUCGGCCACCUUGCAGAACAGUGUGCCGGGAGAGGACCUGAAGACCACGGUUAUGCAGCUGCGGGAGACGGUUUUACAGCAGAAGGAGACGAUCAUGAACCAAAAAGAGACUAUCAGAGAGCUCACCUCCAAGUUGGCUCGGUGUGAGAGCCAGAGCGGCGCAGACCUCGGAGACGCGCGGCCCGGGGGCAGGAGGAAAGAAGCGGGGACCAAAAACACGAUGGGGGACGUGUCCAGAGGCCCCGCGGACACUUUGACGCAACUAUCACAGACUUUGCAGUCGCUGAAGCAGAGAUUAGAGAAUCUGGAGCAAUUCAGCAGAAGCAACAACUCGGUGCAGGCAAACAGCCUGAAAGACCUGCUCCAAAGUAAAAUCGACGACUUGGAGAAGCAGGUGCUGUCCCGAGUGAACAGCAUCGAAGAGGGCAAACCCGGACUCCGGAAUGAGACCGAGCAGCGUGGGAGAGUGGAGUCCACACUCACAUCGCUACACCAGAGGAUCACCGACCUGGAGAAAGGUCAGAGAGAAAACAGGCCGCUGGAUAAAUUUCAGCUCACGUUCCCACUGAGGACCAACUACAUGUACGCAAAAGUGAAAACGAGUUUGCCAGAGAUGUAUGCCCUCACCGUGUGCAUGUGGCUCAAGUCCAACGCCUCCCCGGGAGUGGGCACACCUUUCUCCUACGCAGUUCCUGGACAGGCCAACGAGCUGGUUCUCAUAGAGUGGGGGAACAAUCCAAUGGAGAUUCUAAUAAAUGACAAGGUAGCAAAGCUGCCAUUUCUCAUCAACGACGGAAAGUGGCAUCAUAUCUGCGUGACUUGGACAACUCGUGAUGGUGUUUGGGAGGCUUUUCAAGAUGGUGUCAAGAGGGGGAGUGGAGAAAACCUGGCUCCCUAUCAUCCCAUCAAAUCUCAGGGCCUGCUGAUCCUUGGCCAAGAGCAGGACACGCUUGGAGGAGGGUUCGACGCCACGCAAGCUUUUGUAGGAGACCUGGCAAAUUUUCACAUCUGGGAUCGUAAACUGUCCGUGGGAGAAAUUUACAAUCUAGCGACAUGCAGCAGCAAAGCACAAGUGGGCAACGUUUUUGCAUGGAUGGAGACCAGCCUCGAUAUUUAUGGUGGUGCCUCGAAGUGGACAUUCGAAGCCUGUCGCCAGCUCAACUGAACUGAACUGUAGGGAAGAGAAUCUCAGUGGUUUUUGCUAAAACCAGUGUUGUCACGGCCUCGGUAAACUCAUUCAAAAGGUCAGCCAAUCUGAGGAGAUUGUGUCAGUGAAUAGCGCCUGGGUUGUCAUAGAUAUUUGAAAACAUCACUUGUGGGCAGUUUGAUAGAUAUUUUACCAGAUUCUCAUGUGGGAUGGGCCACUGAAAAAUAAAAGGGGAGCGCUCCGACACCCUGUGGUGCUUGAAUGCGCAUCCGGGAGGAGCAGGUGAUGCCAUUCCAGUGAGCAGAGGUCGCCCUCAGAGACCAAAAUGACAGGCCAGCAUCAAAAAUACAGUAAGAGGUCAUGUAGUUUUUAGAGAACAGAUGUCACACUAGUCUGGCUGUCAUGACUGAGUCCUUCAUAUGUCUUUUUUCUGUCUCGACUGCCAGCGAUUUUCACUGUGAAAAAAGGCCAGGUGGACUUUUUUGUUUUUUGAAAGGAUUGUGUUCUUCAAGAGGUUACGAACUAGACAACAUUGUUUCUCUGUCACUCUUCUUUCUCUAACCACCACCCUGCUUGACGUGAUUUUUGUCUGAAGAAUGAUGUAUAUUUAUUGCCAAUGUUUGAGCCUGAGUGCCUUGGGCUGUUGAAAAAUAUCUCAGCACAUCCAUGAUCAUUUGCAGAGUAUUUCUGUGUUUGUAUUUAUUUUCGUGUAAAUUAUUUUCCAAGGGGGAGUUUCCUGUGACACUUUAAAUUGAGGAAGGGUCAGAUUGCUUAUGGUAAAAUGCAAAUCACUGAUGCCAAUGGCACAUUUUACAGAUGCUUGUACUUCAGUCGUAAUGUUUCCUGUACAGUAACAGCAUGUCUUAACUUCUGUAAUGCUGCGUCAGCAUCUAUGAUCUCUGCUUUUACUAUUCUACCUUUGGGUUGAGGUUUUAUACUGUAUUGUUAUAUGCUUAAAGCAUGGCAACACUGACAGAUGAAAAAAAAGUUCUAGUUUUUGUAAUAAAUUGU